Cottoperca gobio is the source of this 1707-nucleotide messenger RNA. RefSeq names its product F-box protein 15 (gene fbxo15). Gene Ontology annotation, molecular function: protein binding. The record is from RefSeq and is a predicted model, not a curated record. The transcript is spliced from 9 exons. Lineage: Eukaryota; Metazoa; Chordata; Actinopteri; Perciformes; Bovichtidae. Gene Ontology annotation, cellular component: SCF ubiquitin ligase complex. Bases 164 to 1567 code for a protein of 467 amino acids.
CUGGAACGGACGUCACCAUGGCGACUGGACGCGGACGCCAUUUAUGUCGCUAACUUGUAGAGCUGACGUCACACUCUGAACGCUUCAUGGCCUCAACUUCCGAGCAAAUAUAAAUUAAAAAGAUCUUGAAUCCGACUCAAAGAGGUCAAGCCCAGAGAAACAAAUGGCGGCAGCACCGACUGCAGUUACGUGCAGAGUGCGGGCCGCGAGGACGUCCAGGAGAGCUGCCAAACCAUCUCUGAACUUCAUGGGAAGACUUCCAUCAGAGAUCCUGUUUAAGAUUCUGUCAUAUCUGGAUGCCUCCGCUCUUCACAGCAUCAGUCACGUCAAUAAGCUCUUCUCUCAGCUCGCCAACGAUAAUGCUCUGUGGAGAAAGAUUCACAUGGCAGCGCUUCGCAGGACUAAGAAGCGUAAAGCGAAGCACAUGGACGAGCUGCUGCUGCAGACGGCCACGGUGGAGCUGCAGGGCCGGCCUGCAGGCUUCUGGAAGUGUCUGCACUUCAAGGCUGCGCUCACAUAUGACAUGAACAAGUGCAAAAGUCAUCUUGCACUCGUCAGCCGUCACACCGGGCUGCCCAGCCGAACAGAGCGGGUCCUCAGAGACUUGCACGUCACCUGGGAGGUGACGGUCUCUGAUCAGUCGGGGCGAGACGGCAGACAUGAGCUGAGCUGGUCCCAGUUCUGCGAGACUUCAGUGAGUCUGUGCUGGAGCGCAGGAGGCUGCUCGCCCAACUACAAGCAGAUUUCCACCCUUCAACUCCACGGUGUCAGGAGGAUCGCCCUCAACUGCCCCGGCCUGAAGAUACCCGGCUGGAGGUCCCUCAUGGUGAAGGUAGACGUGCAGGCCCUGACUGAAUGCGUGCAGGUCAUCGGUCAGGACAGGAUGGUGGUACUGAAGCUGCUCCAGCCUGGCGUUCUCAUCGGCGUCUGGAGGCGAUGUGUCUCUGUGCAGGACCAGUGCUCUGUGGCCUUUGUCAUGUUCACCCUCCACUUCCACAGGCUGGUGGAGAGAAGCACCCAGGGAGAGUCUCUCCGCACCUACGUGGAGCCAAUCAUCAAACCCCCUUUUGAUGACAUCGACCCUGAAUACGGUCUCCAUGGUUACCAGCUACACAUUGUUCUCCACGACACCGCAUGCGAGAUCAUGUCCGAAAGCUUCCCCGAGCUCUUCUGCCGGAGGACUCAGAUCAGUGACGGUCUCAUCCAGCUGACGGCCAUCAGCAGGACGACACCGUCGCAGCACGCAGCUUUGUCUGGCAGCAUCAGCCUUCCCUGGAGGUGUGAGGCCCUGCAGGGCACAGUGGAGAAUUGCUGCAUCAUGAGUUUGACUCUGUUGGACGAAUUUAAGAAUCCCUUCUGGUGCGUUGGCUCUCCUGUUGCCAUGGCGCUGCAGACUACGCCGGUCUCCUACGACUAUGACGGUGAGCACUUCCUGAUCCACUAUCAGGACUCAGACGGUCGGGUGAAGAUGGAACUGGUGAAGGAACAGAAACAGUUCCUUCUCAUCAGCUUAGUUGUGUUUGUGACUGUUUGCAAAGUCAACAAACAUUUCAGUAAAGAUUACUGAAGUUUUUAAUCUUUACAGUUGGACACUAUGAUCAUUUUAAACUUAAUUGAUACUUUAAUUGAGACAUUUAUUUAGUGAUCUUUUGUAAAUGCAGAAAAAGUCGCAGUUCAAAAUGUUCAAAUACUGAAUAAAUUAAUACA